This is a messenger RNA of Chiroxiphia lanceolata (lance-tailed manakin), 1492 nucleotides long. It is a transcript of the gene JDP2, whose product is annotated as Jun dimerization protein 2. Bases 52 to 543 code for a protein of 163 amino acids. Gene Ontology annotation, biological process: regulation of transcription by RNA polymerase II. The transcript is spliced from 6 exons. The record is from RefSeq and is a predicted model, not a curated record. NCBI's taxonomy places the organism in Eukaryota, Metazoa, Chordata, Aves, Passeriformes, Pipridae. Gene Ontology annotation, cellular component: nucleus. Gene Ontology annotation, molecular function: RNA polymerase II cis-regulatory region sequence-specific DNA binding; DNA-binding transcription factor activity, RNA polymerase II-specific.
CACCCCGGCAGCCCGGUCCCCCUGCACGCCUACGAAGCUGUUUCCCCUGCUAUGAUGCCAGGGCAGAUCCCCGACCCGUCCCUGACGGCUGGCGCGCUGCCUGGGCUCGGCCCUUUGACAGGACUGCCUGGCACAGCCCUGACUGCCGAGGAGCUGAAGUGCGCCGACAUCCGCAACAUCGGGGCCAUGAUCUCGCCGCUCCACUUCCUGGAGGUGAAGCUUGGGAAGAGACCCCAGCCUGUGAAAAGUGAGCUGGAUGAGGAAGAGGAGAGGAGGAAAAGGCGCCGGGAGAAAAACAAAGUAGCAGCAGCACGAUGUCGUAACAAGAAGAAGGAGAGGACGGAGUUCCUGCAGCGGGAGUCUGAGCGUCUAGAGCUCAUGAAUGCUGAACUGAAGGCCCAGAUAGAAGAGCUGAAACAGGAGAGGCAGCAGCUGAUCCUGAUGCUAAACCGGCACCGUCCCACCUGCAUCGUGCGGACAGACAGCAUCAAGACUCCCGAGAGCGAAGCUAACCCACUGCUGGAGCAGCUAGAGAAGAAGUGAAGGUGGCACUGGGCCAGGAGGAGGAGACAAUGGCGCAGGGUGUUCCAGGGUCUCUAAUGUAUGUACUGUAUGAAGAACUGUGCACCCAGACCUGGUGCGGACCCAGUGAGGACCCAGUGGGCUUCCUUGGGAACUAUGGACCAAAUAUGGGGACAGAGAAGAUCAGGAACCUGCCAACCAUGUACUCUGAGGCUGAACCUGGGAGCAGGGCUAGUGGCACCAGUGAGGGCAACCUCCCUGUGAUACCUCACCACAGCCCUCCAGCCUGCUCGCAGCCCUGGGGACCCACGAUGCCACAUGUCCUGCAAGGACCACACACCCCGUGGGUAGCAGGGGCGGCAGGCAGAGGAGUGGCAGCUGCACGGUGCCCACUAGCACCCUGCCCAGAGGCUGCUGCUGCUCCUGGAGCAUGCUCCAGCAGGAAACCCAAACCCAAGAACCACAAACACUUGAUGCAGCCCCGUCUGGUGGGCAGGCCUGUCGGGGCUUGGUGGCGCAGGCGCCCCUCACAAGCACACUCAGUAUAAUGUUUACAGCCCAGCUGUCCGUGUCGGCCGUGCUUUUGAAUGCACAUUUUUACACUUUUUUAAAGUAUUUUUUACAAAGUUUUUAUACAGCAAUCUCUAUAAGGAUUUAUAUAAUCACUAGACGUGAUCCCAUAGAAAUAUCCCUCUGCUUCUGAGAUACUUGAGGUGCCUCAACAACCAGGACCACCAGCAGGAACUCCUGAUGUGCCAAACGCCUCAUCUAGCACAUGCCUAACUCCUGUUUUGUGAGAUCUACAUUCAGGUCAUAACCCUUGUGCUCCUUCCCACACUCCCUAGUUCAGACCAGAGCUCUCCCCAGGGUGAUGUGGUACAAUAUUUUUCCUGAAUCCCAAGCAGGGAUAACUCCACCCCCAACCCUGAACCUGAAAAGGUGGCUGAGAAGAUAGAUUAAUUAAUAACCC